Messenger RNA from Colletotrichum abscissum, 1560 nucleotides. Its product is annotated as homoserine O-acetyltransferase. Gene Ontology annotation, cellular component: mitochondrion. Bases 1 to 1560 code for a protein of 519 amino acids. Lineage: Eukaryota; Fungi; Ascomycota; Sordariomycetes; Glomerellales; Glomerellaceae. Gene Ontology annotation, molecular function: homoserine O-acetyltransferase activity; L-serine O-acetyltransferase activity. Gene Ontology annotation, biological process: L-homoserine metabolic process. The record is from RefSeq and is a predicted model, not a curated record. The transcript has a single exon.
AUGAAGUGCCAAAGAAUCGCCUCGCAGGCCCUUCGCCAGGCCCGCGCACCAGCAUCGCGCGUCCAAGCUCCCUCCGUUUUCCGGAGCUCCAAAGUCGCGGCGGCAGCUCCUCUUGGCAACCGACAAUGCGCCCACCAGUUCCACUCCAAGCCGGCGCGGAAGGCUUCGAACAGCCCCGGCGAUGCGUCAAAUCCGGCAAUGGCAUUUCCAUGCCUUGACGCUCUCGAGAACCGAUCCGCGAGCCUCGAAGCACGGUACGAAUCGAGCGGCCCCGAGCCGUCUUAUACCGCCGGCGCGACAGAAGUAUACCACUGCAAGGACCCUCUCCUGCUCGACUGGGGCGGUGUUCUACCUGAAUUCGACAUCGCAUAUGAAUCGUGGGGCAAGAUGAACGCCGACAAGUCCAACGUCAUUCUCUUGCACACUGGCCUCUCGGCGUCGUCUCACGCGCAUUCGACAGAGAGCAACCCCAACCCCGGUUGGUGGGAGAAGUUCAUCGGACCGGGGUUGGCUUUAGAUACCGAUAAAUACCACGUCAUCUGCACAAACGUAAUAGGAGGCUGCUAUGGCUCAACAGGACCGAGCAGUAUCGACCCAGCAGACGGACAGCGGUACGCGACAAGAUUUCCCAUCUUGACCAUGGAGGACAUGGUGCGCGCGCAGUUCCGCCUCCUCGACGGCCUCGGCGUAGACAAGCUCUACGCCAGCGUCGGCUCGAGCAUGGGCGGUAUGCAAUCGCUCGGUGCAGGCGUCCUCUUUCCGGACCGCGUCGGCCGGAUCGUCUCCAUCAGCGGCUGCGCCCGGUCACACCCUUACAGCAUCGCGAUGCGCCACACGCAGCGGCAGGUGCUGAUGAUGGACCCGAACUGGAACAGAGGGUUCUACUACGGCAGGGUGCCGCCGCACGCGGGAAUGAAGCUCGCGCGCGAGAUUGCGACCGUCACGUACCGGUCGGGACCGGAGUGGGAGCAGAGGUUCGGCAGGCGGAGGGCGGACCCGAGCAAGCCGCCUGCGCUGUGCCCUGAUUUCUUGAUCGAGACGUACCUCGAUCACGCCGGAGAAAAGUUCUGCUUGACGUACGAUCCUAAUAGUCUGCUCUAUGUCAGCAAGGCGAUGGAUCUUUUCGACUUGGGGAGGGAGAACCAGCUCGCUGCCAACGCGAGGAGAGCAGAGCGCGAGAAGCUUCUGCAGUCUGGCGAGUCGCCCGCGCGCAAUGACGCCGCCUGCAGUCUUACGCUGCCCGAGAAGCCCUACGUGGAGCAGCCAGAAUCCAACGCCGGCACGGCCGAUCAGUCCGUCGAGGUGUCCUCCAGGCCGCCUGAAGACCUCAUUGCGGGCCUUGCGCCUCUGAGAGACACUCCCGCUCUCGUGAUUGGUGUGGCGAGUGACAUCCUCUUUCCCGCGUGGCAGCAGAGGGAAGUGGCCGAGGCAUUGAAGCUCGCGGGCAAUAGGAACGUUGCGCACUAUGAGCUGAGCGAGGAGAUGAGUUUCUUUGGACACGACACGUUCCUGUUGGAUUUAAAAAACAUUGGCGGGAACUUGAAAAAUUUCCUGGGAUAA